AUCAUUAUAUCCAUUCAAAUCUUUCUAUAAAUAGAACCCAACAAUCUCUCAAUUUCUUCAUCCUUUAAUUAAUUCAAGUAUCAUAAGGGAAACAAAAAAAUGGGUUCCAAGGCAUUUCUGAUUCUUGGCCUUUUUUUGGUCAUAUUUGUAAUGAUAAGUUCUGAGGUUUUAGCUAGGGAGUUGGCUGAGACUUCCACCACUACUUCUGAAGAGGAUUCCAAGAAAUCCAGUAACAAAAAUGAAGUACAUGAAGCCGAAUAUGGCGGGUACCCUGGUGGUGGCGAUGGAUACCCUGGCGGCGGCCGUAGUGGUGGUGGUGGAGGAUACCCUGGCGGUGGCCAUGGUGGUGGUGGUGGUGGUGGCCGGAAGUGUUGCUCCUAGAUACAAAGGUGAAUGAAUAGUAAUAUAUACUUAUCACCUUGUACUAAUUAGUGGCAAGAUGUAGUAGUAAUAUUCUUGCUGCUUUAAAUUUGGAGCUUAUUGUAAGAAUUAUUAUCAUGAAAUAAAAGCCAUCAUGUAAUGUUUGUUAAUUAUGAUAUGGUAUGAUAAUACUUUCCUUUGGUGUUUUACUUA
Solanum verrucosum is the source of this 573-nucleotide messenger RNA. RefSeq names its product glycine-rich protein-like. The coding region runs from base 100 to 381 and encodes 93 amino acids. Lineage: Eukaryota; Viridiplantae; Streptophyta; Magnoliopsida; Solanales; Solanaceae. The transcript has 2 exons. The record is from RefSeq and is a predicted model, not a curated record.